This is a messenger RNA of Copidosoma floridanum, 498 nucleotides long. RefSeq lists its product as uncharacterized. NCBI's taxonomy places the organism in Eukaryota, Metazoa, Arthropoda, Insecta, Hymenoptera, Encyrtidae. The record is from RefSeq and is a predicted model, not a curated record.
AUGCGGGCCUUCGCCAGUCCCCCGGUGCUCCUUUUUUGCGUUACGCUUAUGGUUGCCCCGAGGCCGGCUGUCCCGCACUUGCAGACCUGCAAAAAGACCAUACGCGAGGUAUUGGACCACUGCAACUCCUCGAGGGGUAGGCGCGACGCGCCCGCUCUGCUGCACGAUCGAGUCCUGCGGUCGCUGGUGACAGCAAGCGAUUCGACCGAGGACAGCUCCAACCCCCAGCCCCAGAGUAAGACGAGACACUCGACGACGAUAAGGGGAAUGACACUGUCGUCCUUGCCAGACGUUCCGCCCGACGAGACCGAAAUCCAUACGAUUUCCCUUCCCGAAGCAAAUCCGAGCGAAUGGAUGGAGCUGUUCAACGAGUACUACGGGCUGAGGACGUCGAGGAAACCUCGAGCCCAAGCGCAGGAAGAGUUUUUAAAGACACUGAUUCCCAGGUGCUGCCGUGACCAGGCCAUGUGCUUGAAAAACGUUGUGACAUUUUGCUGA